Triticum aestivum (bread wheat) is the source of this 881-nucleotide messenger RNA. RefSeq lists its product as uncharacterized. The coding region runs from base 164 to 610 and encodes 148 amino acids. Lineage: Eukaryota; Viridiplantae; Streptophyta; Magnoliopsida; Poales; Poaceae. The record is from RefSeq and is a predicted model, not a curated record. The transcript has a single exon. Gene Ontology annotation, biological process: response to auxin.
CAACAUAAAAGGACUUCCACCACGCAACGCAACGCCCCCGAUCGCUUCGCUCUCUCACUCACGGAAGCCAAACACUUUGCCUCCGGCCGGCCACCAGCUUACCUCCGGGUUGCCCAGUUCCAGUUCCAGUUUCAGCAGGCCAAGAGCAAGAAACCCGGCAACAAUGCCUCACCACCACGGCGCGCUCCCCGACGAGGAGGCCCCGUCGCCACGGCCCUCCGCGGCCGGCUGCUACACCUUCCUCCGCUCGGCCGCCUCCCGCCGCGGCCACGGCCACGGAUACCGGCGCCUCGAGUCGGCGUCCGUCGGCGUCGACGUCGUGAGGGUGGAGGUCGGCACGACGGGGAAGGCGAGGAGCGUGUUCCACGUGGACCCGGCGGUGCUGGAGGCCGAGCCGGUGCGCAGGUUGGUGGCCGCGGCGGGAAGGCGCACCGCGGGCGGCGCGGUGGCGGUGACCGUGGACGCGCUGCUGUUCGAGCACCUGCUCUGGCUGGCCGCCACCGACGGCGCGGCCGCCGACGACCUGUCGGAGAUCGUCGAGUUCUACUCGGAGGAGGAGGACGACGAGGAGCACCACGACGACGGCCACGGGUUCAAGCUCAAGCGCUAGUUAAGCCUCUUCAAGCUAUAAAUUCGAUUCAUCUAAUGAUGAUUCUCAUCGUAUUACGCACGUACGUGUACACCAUAGCAUGUACUACUACUCCGUGCAGUAAUCCGAUCAUCCUCUAGUACGUACACUAAUUAAGCUGCAUGAUCCACGCAUGUGUCCGUGGAUCGAUUCAACUGGAUGCAGGUUCAUAGCGCGAAAGAGCGUGGAACCUGGUUGAUUACUUUAUGUACGCUUAUUAUUGGGUUAAUAAAUAAUGUGAUGAUGGAAGAAA